CACCGCUCAAAAUGGACUAAAUUCGUCCUUGGACAAAAUUUUCUCUUGUCAGGGAAGUCUUUGUCCCGGGUUUUAUGGUUUUGGACAAAGGAAAAAAAACAAGAACAACAUCCAAAGACCGAAAAUUUUUCCCUUCCUCUCUGAAUCGCUCGACUACUUCUCCCAUCGGUAAAGGUUUAACUCCAAAAUGGCCUCAUCUACAGCUGAUAAGAAGCAAUCUGGUAUUGCUAGAGUGUUGGGCUCUGCAUCUGCAGGUAUCUGUGAAAUUGGUGUCUUCCACCCAGUUGACACCAUUUCCAAGAGACUCAUGUCCAACUCCACGAAGGUUACAAACCUGACUCAGCUCAACUCUGUGAUCUUUAGAGAGCACGCAGCCGAGGCUUUUGGUAAGAGAAUCUUUACCCUUUUCCCGGGCUUGGGUUACGCUGCCGUGUAUAAGAUUCUUCAAAGAGUUUACAAGUACGGUGGUCAACCUUUUGCCAAUGAGUUCUUGACAAAGAACUUCAAACCAUCAUUUGACGAUGCGUUUGGUCCAAAGACCGGUAAGGCCUUGAUGUCUGCUACUGCGGGUUCUCUUAUCGGUAUUGGUGAGGUUGUGCUCUUACCAUUGGAUGUUUUGAAGAUUAAGAGACAGACAAACCCAGAAUCCUUUAGAGGUCGUGGAUUCUUGAAGAUCAUUAAGGACGAAGGAUUUGGAUUGUAUAGAGGCUGGGGCUGGACCGCUGCAAGAAACGCUCCAGGUUCCUUUGCUCUCUUUGGUGGUAAUGCCUUUGCUAAGGAAUACAUUCUAGGUUUGAAGGAUUACUCCCAGGCCACUUGGUCUCAGAACUUUGUCUCUUCAAUCGUUGGUGCCUCUGCUUCCUUGAUUGUCUCUGCUCCAUUGGAUGUCAUCAAGACCAGAAUCCAAAACAGAAACUUUGAAAACCCAGAAUCUGGAUUCACCAUUUUGAAGAACAUGGCAAAGAAUGAAGGUAUCACUGCUUUCUUCAAAGGUUUGACUCCAAAGCUUUUGACCACUGGUCCAAAGUUGGUGUUCUCAUUCGCCUUGGCCCAAUCUUUGAUUCCAGCUUUUGACAAAAUGUUUUCAAAGUAGAUAGCUUUCCUCUUAGAGAGAUAGACGUACAUUCCUGUAUAUAUAUAAUGGCUUUGUUUUCUG
Messenger RNA from Williopsis jadinii, 1156 nucleotides. RefSeq names its product Ggc1p (gene GGC1). NCBI's taxonomy places the organism in Eukaryota, Fungi, Ascomycota, Saccharomycetes, Phaffomycetales, Wickerhamomycetaceae. The record is from RefSeq and is a predicted model, not a curated record. The coding region runs from base 188 to 1093 and encodes 301 amino acids. Gene Ontology annotation, molecular function: guanine nucleotide transmembrane transporter activity. The transcript has a single exon. Gene Ontology annotation, cellular component: mitochondrion.